GAGAGAGUAGGAGGGAAGGAUGUCAGUGGGGUAAGGAGUGAGUUGUUUCAAUUUGCUGCGAUUGCUCAUCCAGGAGCCUGUUCCACUCAGGCAUAUUUGCAUUUUUGAGUCUGGAUGCUGUAGUUGGGCUCUCUCUGACUUCCUUGUCUGUUGUGUUUGAGGACGCUGCAUGUCUGGCGUGCAGACAUGGGCCCCUCAUUGCGCUCUGGGAUUACCACAUGCCUGCUCCUCGCAUUGGCUCAAAUGGUCUCUGUGAAUGGCCAAGAAGAUACCAAGAAAGACACCUGCAAAGAAAAUGGAAACGUCUAUGUUAACAAUGACAUGUGGAACCCGGAGCCUUGUCGGAUCUGUGUGUGCGAUAAGGGGACAGUUACGUGUGAUGAGGUGGUUUGUGAGGACCUUGGCAACUGUCAGAAAACUGUGACUCCAGAGGGUGAAUGUUGCCCUGUGUGCUUGAUUGCAGUCUCUGCAUUAACUCCCAGCACAGACCCCACAACAGCUGCAGAAGACAAAAAAGAGAAGAGCUGCACAGCUGAUGGAGAGCUCCACCAUCAUAAUGACAUCUGGAAACCUGAGCCUUGUCGCGUCUGUGUCUGUGACAAUGGCAUUGUCGUCUGUGAUGAGGUUCAGUGUGAACUACUGUCGAACUGUGAAAAGGUCGUCACCCCUGAGGGAGAGUGUUGCCCCGUGUGUAAUACCUUGGCUGGUGCCAGCAGGAUGAUUGAAAUUAUGGGCUUCAAGGGACAAAAAGGUGAACCAGGUGAUAUCCCAUAUGUGGUUGGGCUUCCAGGACUUCCAGGGCCCUCUGGUCCCCCGGGAGCUCAGGGUAACACUGGACCAAGAGGUUUUAAAGGACGAAAGGGAUUCAUGGGUCCUCCGGGAUUUGACGGAGACCCCGGUGUGCCAGGAAAUCCAGGAGAACCGGGACCUCCAGGUCAUCCUUCCUACCCUGGGGGUAACCUAGUAUCACAAAUGGCUUCAGGUUUCAGUGACAAGUCUGGUCUUGCUGGAAUGGUAACAGGAGUUAGGGGUGAAGCAGGACCACGAGGAGUUCCAGGACCAAAUGGACCCCCAGGUCCAGCUGGUGGUCAAGGGAUUCCAGGAGAGGCUGGAGAGCCAGGAGCAAUGGGCGAACCUGGUCAUCGAGGACCAGAUGGGCUUCCAGGAAAACCUGGGCCAGACGGGGAAUCUGGACCUUCUGGGGCUACAGGAGAAGCAGGAUUUCCAGGAUCUGUGGGUGCAAGAGGAUUUCCAGGACUUCCAGGUCUUCCAGGACUGAAAGGUCACAAAGGACACGCUGGUCUUGCUGGGCCAAAAGGCGAGUCUGGGUCUGUUGGAGCAAAGGGUUCCUCUGGUACUCCUGGUACAAUUGGUGCUCCAGGGCCACUAGGGCCAGUGGGCAUGCAAGGUGAAAGAGGCAGAGCUGGACCAACUGGUCCUGUGGGAAAACGGGGUACACCUGGCCAUGUGGGAAAACCAGGCCCUCUAGGUCCAAUCGGAAUACCUGGAGUGCCCGGAUUUCCUGGUAACCCAGGAAUGAAGGGUGAACCAGGGCCAACAGGGGUGAGAGGAAGUCCAGGACAGCAGGGACCCAGGGGAGAUGGCGGUCAUGUUGGACCACCUGGGCCAACAGGACAACAGGGUACAGCGGGAUCUGAUGGAGCUCCAGGUGCCCGUGGCCAAACAGGUUUAGCAGGUGUUCAGGGUCCAGCGGGUUUGCUCGGACCCUCUGGUACCCCUGGAUCGCAGGGAAUGACAGGUGCUCCAGGACCAAAAGGGCAAUUGGGUGAAGUUGGUGUAGCCGGAUUCAAAGGAGAAGCUGGACACAAAGGAGAAAGAGGUGACCAUGGUGCUCCAGGUCCAUUAGGCCCAAUGGGGGAUGAUGGAAAGCGCGGGCCACGAGGUGAUGGUGGAUCCAUUGGACCUCCUGGACAUGCAGGAGAGACAGGUUCUCCAGGAAAUAGAGGUUUCCCUGGUGCGGAUGGUUUACCAGGUCAAAAGGGAGCCCAGGGUGAAAGAGGGCUACCAGGGACAACUGGCGCAAAAGGUUUAGAUGGAGACCCAGGACGCAGUGGUGAACCAGGUUUAACAGGGGCUCGGGGACUCACUGGACCCAUUGGCUCUCAAGGACCAGAAGGAAAACAAGGACCCCUGGGUUCAGCAGGGGAGGAUGGCAAACAAGGCUCAGCAGGUUCUGCUGGAGGCAGAGGUGCAGUUGGAUCAAUGGGCCUUCCAGGACCAAAGGGCCUGACUGGUGAUACUGGAAAGAUUGGGGAGGCUGGAAGUGCUGGACCGCCAGGUCCAAGGGGAUUAAAUGGAAAAGAUGGAGAACAAGGUGCUGCUGGUCCACCUGGUCCAGCUGGUCUUGCAGGAAAAAGAGGAGAGCAGGGGCCACAGGGAUUGCAUGGUUUCCAGGGUUUGCCAGGAACACCAGGUCCACCUGGAGAGUCAGGAAAACUAGGCGAUGAGGGUCUUGCUGGAGAGGCUGGUGCUGUUGGAACUACUGGGGCAAGGGGAGAACGAGGCCCUCCAGGAGAAAGAGGUGAAAUUGGACCCAGUGGACUGCAGGGACCCAAAGGUGGUCCAGGUGGACCAGGACCAGAUGGACCAAAGGGUAACCCUGGUCCAAAGGGUGCUGGUGGAGAACCAGGAGGUCCAGGACUUCAAGGUAUGCCAGGGGAAAGAGGUGUACCAGGACCUUCAGGCCCAAAAGGAGAUGCUGGGUCUUUUGGAGAGAAAGGACCUGAAGGUAAAGCCGGAUCUGAUGGAGCAAGGGGACUUCCUGGUCUUGUUGGACCUGCUGGCCCAGGUGGACCUAAUGGGGAGAAGGGUGAAUAUGGACCACAAGGACCUGCAGGACCCAGAGGCUCUAGAGGAAUCACUGGAUCUACUGGUGAGCCUGGUCCAACUGGUGCUGUUGGAUUACCUGGUACUCAGGGUCCUGAUGGUCAACCUGGAGUCAAAGGGGAAACAGGUGAGAUUGGCCAGAAGGGAGAAACAGGACUACCUGGACCACAAGGGAUGGCUGGGAAACAUGGAGAACAGGGACCUGUUGGUGUUGCUGGACUAAAAGGUGGCAGAGGAACUCAGGGUCCAACAGGAUCUCCUGGUUUUCCUGGGCUGCCUGGAGGAGUUGGACCACCUGGUUCUAUUGGUCCUUCUGGAGCAGAUGGACCCAUUGGUACCCCAGGAAAGCAGGGCCCACCUGGGAUCCGGGGAGAGAAUGGAUCUCAAGGACGUCAAGGAGAGAGUGGACCAAGUGGCCACCCUGGCACCCAGGGAGAAAAAGGAGACUCUGGGGAAGAUGGUCCUCAAGGUCCUGAUGGGCCUCCAGGACCUGCUGGUGCUGCAGGACAACGAGGAAUUGUGGGACAGCCUGGACUUAGAGGAGAAAGAGGCAUGCAGGGACUGCCAGGUCCUGAGGGUCAACCAGGAAAACCUGGGGCAGCUGGAUCACCAGGUGGCAAAGGGCCUGCUGGCGGAGUUGGCCUACCAGGCACCACAGGGCCAAGAGGAGAUGCUGGCCCUGAGGGUAUUGCUGGAGCAGAGGGUUCUCCUGGCAAAGAUGGUCUUGUAGGAGAGAGGGGUGACAAGGGUGAUCCUGGUCCAGAGGGUUUGGCUGGAGGCACAGGUUCUGCAGGAGGUGAUGGUCCUGUGGGAAUUACUGGAGGUCCUGGACAGAGAGGCGAAAAUGGUGCCAGAGGUCCUCUUGGACCCCAAGGUCCAGCUGGAAUACGGGGGAAAGUGGGUCCUCAAGGGCCACAGGGAGAGAAAGGAGCAUCAGGAGAGCAAGGAGAGAGGGGCCAGAAAGGACACAGAGGUUUUACUGGACUCCAGGGUUUGCCAGGAACAGCUGGACAAACAGGAGAGCCAGGAUCUAUUGGUAUUGUUGGACCAGCUGGACCAAGAGGUUCUCCAGGAGUGACAGGUCCUUCUGGAAAGGAAGGAAACAUUGGCCAGCCUGGUCCAAUGGGUGCCCCUGGCAGCAGAGGAAGUGGUGGAGACAUUGGGGCACAGGGUCCACCUGGUGAACCUGGACCCCCUGGUCCUCCAGGCUCACCUGGACCUGCCACAGCAGCUGUUGAGAACCUCUUUGUUGGUCCUGUUGAUUAUGACAUAAACGGUGAUGUACCAGAAUCUGAGCAUUUCAUCGAGGACUAUGUGGCAGCUGAUCCUCCUCCACCUCCAGAGUUUAACAGAGAUGAAGCCCUUUCCAAUAAAAUUUCAACGAUAGUGAGUACAGACACUGGUGUCCGUGCCACACUCAAGACCCUCAGUGGACAUCUGCAGAACCUUCGUAGUCCUGACGGCAGCAAGAUGAACCCUGCAAAAACAUGCCAGGACAUCAAGCAGUGCUAUCCUCAGAAAAAGAGUGGUGAGUACUGGCUUGAUCCAAAUCAAGGAAGCGUAAAAGAUGCCAUCAGGGUCUUCUGUAAUAUGGAAAGUGGUGAAACCUGUAUCUCUGGCAAUCCGGCCAACAUUCCACGUAAAGCCUGGUGGACAAAAUCCAACCCUAGUGUUAACAAACCUGUUUGGUUUGGAACCAACAUGAAUUCUGGAACUAAAUUCAGCUAUGGAAACAAAGAGGAGCAGCCUAAUGCAGUAGCUGUUCAAGUGAAGCUGCUGCAGCUGUUGUCCAAAGAGUCGCAUCAGAACAUCACCUAUCACUGCAGGAAUAGCGUGGCCUAUAAAGACGAGAAGAGCAGCAUGAAGAAAGCUCUGGUCCUCAAAGGCUUCAACGGCCAGGAGCUUAGAGCGCAAGGCAAUAAUCGUCUGAAAUACACUGUCAUCAAGGAUGGCUGCUCUAAAUCAAAGGGAGACUGGGACAAAACAAUUAUUGAGUACAGGACACAAACUCCAAGCAGGUUGCCUAUUGUGGAUUUUGCCCCAAUGGACAUUGGAAAGCCUGAUCAGGAGUUCGGCUUGGACAUUGGCCCAGUGUGCUUUUCAUAAAACACAUGCGCAAUUCAAGAUGGACACGAAUCUCUUUUUAGAGGAGUAUCAUCAUCAGCCGAGGUCAGAUAUUAUAGCAUAUAGCACGUAGAUGUUGAUGUGGGUUUGGAUGUGUUGGAUGCUGGUAUAAUUUUUUCACCUUGUCAGUAAACUCACAAUCUAAAGCACAAGUGCUCUAGAGGGAAAUGCGUGAGGGUUUAGAAAAAUUUAAUGUGCUGAGAUAAAAUCCAAAUAAACUAUUUGCAAAAAUUGGAGACACACUGAUCUUAAAUGCAUUGAGCUUUUGGGGAACUUUUUCUGGAAACAAUCAAACCAUUUUUAAUAGUUUAUUAAUGACAGCUUUUUCCAGUAAAUGCAUGUACAUAGGCCUAGAUAGGGCAAUAGUUAUAGUUCUUAACUUUAAAGAAAACAAAACAUAAAAAUGAAAUAAUAUGCUUGAACCUAAAUUAUUAAGAUCUGUGCAGGAACAUAUUUAAUCUUUUUCACAGAAAGCCUCUGUAUCUCCUUUUAAAAAAUGAAGUGUAAAUGCAAGUUAUGACUGUAUAUUGCAAAACUCUUUUCUUAAUGUUUAACGAUGAUGAGGAAUAAAUGACUUUAUUUGGAUUAACAGUGCUCCUCCAGCAAAAUGAAACUAUAAAGGCCAAAUAAAAACUUGGUUCUCCCCACAGAGAAGCAAAAGUUUGUUCUGAAUAAGUCUGACUUUGCUGAAUCUCAAAUCGUCUCACCAGGAGAGGGAGACAUUUUUGCUUCUUUGACCUUUAAACAGAUAACAGUUGCCAAAUUUCAGGGUUUGGCGUUUAAUUACAUGGGUGAAAUGCAAUGUCAGUGUUAUAAUGUGUUAUAAUAAUGAGAAGUAAUUAUGCUAAAUGUACUGACUCAUUCUGUUUAUCAGACCCUGCAACACAAAUGUGUAUAUCUUUAGUUUGAAAGUGUCCACACUGAGCAUGUUUCGUUUUACUUUACUGUGCCUUUAUGUACAAGGGCGUGUGCACAGAGCAGACACACACACAAAGGAGAUAUCCAGAGCGAGGGAGAGAGAAGGCAACCUUACAGGAAAAAAAGCCAAAGUUCAGACAGCACAUGUUUCUGGGUCGACCUCUCCUCUCUGUGUUCGCUGAAAGACGUGAUACUCUCACCAUUUCCCGCAGCUCCGGUCUAGCGCCACAUCUGUUGAGGUGGUCAUUUUUAGCCAGGGCUGCUAUUUUCAUUUCUGUACAUGUAAAAUUUUAGGAUAAAGUGUGGUGUAGGAAUCUUUACUGUAACCUCUGUCAACUCUACAUACAGUGCUGUGUAUAUUUUCCGUGUCCAUAUACAAGGUCAGGCGGGAAAAAUAUUAUUCUAGAACUGUGUGACAGUGAAGUCUUUAGUCUGGUGUUUAUACACAUCAACCGAUGUGUCUGAUGUAAUUUCUAGUCUUCAAAUUCAUUAUGCAACUUCUAACCAGUGCACAAUUGGGUUUACUAAAAACAACAUAAAAGGAAAAGUUUAAUUUAAAUUUGAAAGGUUGAUAAUCUACCAUUUAAAUUUUAGUUGGUUAGUUAGUAAAUAUGGAAAUAGCAUUUUCUAAUGGUGGUGAUAUUUAUUUUGCAUCAGAAAGUAUUUGCUAAAAAAAUGAACUGUGCUACAAGCAUUAAUUACCACAGGAAGUGCACUUGUCAGGUCAGUUAGUUAAGUUUUGUUUCAUUGACUUUAAAUUGUCUUUUAAACGUCAGAUUAAAUUACAAGAAAUACA
Messenger RNA from Betta splendens (Siamese fighting fish), 6685 nucleotides. RefSeq names its product collagen, type V, alpha 2b (gene col5a2b). Bases 187 to 4953 code for a protein of 1588 amino acids. The transcript is spliced from 55 exons. NCBI's taxonomy places the organism in Eukaryota, Metazoa, Chordata, Actinopteri, Anabantiformes, Osphronemidae. Gene Ontology annotation, molecular function: extracellular matrix structural constituent; protein binding. The record is from RefSeq and is a predicted model, not a curated record.